GCAUUUUGAUAGGCGGUUAAAUUGAACUAGAUGAACAAAUACAGACGCUAGAGAUACUGUACCGCAAAAAAAACUAUUAUCAAUAACGAAAGAAAAGGAAGCUUUGGAUUAGACACUAAUACCGAUGCAGGCUGACAUGUUGGCUGCUGAUGCCCCGCAAAAAGAAAAACAGCUGUAAUGCAAGGAAGGUACCGUUGCUGUUUUUGGAAUGUCCGCUGGAUGGCGCCAAACACCAGUAUGAAGCGCCGCUGCAGUCAGCAAGGAACCCUAAACAUGUUCCCUCUGUGCCAAUGGACCAAAACACGUCCGGGCUUCAGUGGGUAUCCCCUCAGUUUGACACGACAUUGCAGCUGCACUUUCCAGCACGGAGAAAAAAGCGCCACCAAUCCAGCAAUUCGUCACAUCACAGGAGCCUGCUGAACAGGAGCUCCAUGAUCACAGCAAAGAAAACCAGUGUCUGCAAGUUUCCAGCGUUGGCCUUCAAAGACACCCUGACACCCCCCCAGACAGGAAGGCAACUGGGCAUUGCUGCUCCUCUCAGGAAGAACACAGACCAGAAUGGGGGGCUGCUAAAAGACAUGAGGGGUUUGGGGGACCUGCAAAUAGAGACACCCCAGAUAGAUCACCCCGCUGGGCACAGCGUAUCUGACAAGACCCCAAGCUGGACUGAUGGAAACAACAGACACCCAGUUGGGGGCAAAACCCCAAGGACAAGCAGCAGGUUUCCUGAUUUUGAUAGUGUGUUUACUCCACCUCAACUGCGCACUCCAGAUGCUGAUAACCACCCACACCAGGACGGGGUGAGAGGCAGUGAGGCUUGGCGUGAUGUAGCCUGUGUUCUAGCCCCGUCUCCCUCAGACACUCCCCCCCCAUGUGACACCCUGGUGCAGGACACUCCUGAGCAGCAGUAUGGGGUGAAGGUGACCUGGAGGAGGAGGAUGGAAGUUAUGAAAUUCCUGAAGGAUCGAGGGAAGCUGUCCAACAGGGAAAUACUAGUGAACAACUUGCAGGGGUGACAGAUAGUUUAUAUUUUUUAAGGUGGCAUUGAUUGAUCAUUUUUUUGCCUUCAGUGCAAAACCUGCUUUAUCUAAGCUUAUUGGGACCAGGAGAAUGUAUUGUUUAACAUGUUCUCAGAGGAAAGAUGUAAAUCAAAGUAAGGCCUUAUCAAUCAGGGUUUUACAAAAUAAGGAAUGCAUGUUGUAUAAGUAUUUCUCUUUGGAGAACAAAAUAUGUCAUAACACUUAACAAAGCAAGUUGAUGCUGUCGUAAACUGAUAUGUCCAGGUAUUCUGAGGUCACUAACGCUUUGAAAUUGUGUUUAAUAAUGGUUAUCAAUAAUAAAAUAAUGCAAUUGAAUCUACCACCACUCACAAACUAUUAAUCUGCUGCUCAACACAAGAUGGCAUAUCCACACAUUUUUAGCCUUUGAUAUUUAUCUAGUAACUAUGAACAUUAUUACAUAUUAUUAAUUGGUAAUAUCUAACCAAACCACACCCUGCCGUGUUGCACAAAAUGUACUGAUUCUGGUCCAGUUUCUGGUAUAAAUACAUAUAUUUUGUAAUGCUGGGACGAACAUGGAAGUAGACAACGCGUUUUUUUAAGUAAUCCCUGACAUUGCUGUGUCUUCGCAAUAAUCAGAGUAAUUUUUAACUUGAAUAAACACUUAAAAUAAAAUAAACGUGGAAACCGUGUGUGUUGUACAAUGAAACAGCUCCUUAAUUUUCUUAUUAUAUUCCACUGAACAAAAACUAGGAUUGCAUCAUGAAAGAAAGUGAAAAUGUUAAAGCGCCAGCAGGACACGCCCCUUCGAAUACAUGUAAAAAACCAAAUCAUUCAGAUAUUUGUCCCAUCGCUAAUAUUUGGGGUCUUAAGAAGGUGGUGUGUACCUUUUAAGUGUUCAGUGCUGUUACUGUGUUUUAUGAAACUUUUCAGUGUAACCCUGUGACAUAUAAUGUUUCUUUCCUUUCGGUUGGAGGUUUCACUAUUGAAUCAAAUUGAAUAUGAAUUAAAAAAAAAAAGAAUAAUUGUGUUUAUCCUUCUUUUUUGUGCUCAUGACAGAUGCUGAAUUGCUAGCACAGGAGACUGAAUCCCUCUCUGUAUAUUCUUUUAAAAGGAUAGCACAAGCAGAGACAGUGGAAGCUUACCUGUGACAUAUCAAGCAUUCCACUGCUUCUCUGUUUGAGAUAAAAAUCCCAAUGCAUAGCAGUUUAAACCUUUUCCGAUUGUACUUGAUUGGCUGUAUCAUCUCGACUGGAAUAAGUGCCUUCAGUUUCAUUAUUUAUGAUGUUUGCAACUAUUCUGAGUGGCUUCUAUUGCAUUGCCUCAUAUACUAUUAUUUCUUUCUUUCUAUUUUUUUUUGGGAAAUUAUGUGUUUAAGUCCUUUCAUCUGAGCUCUACUGCUCUGAUGCAGUCUAGGCUAGAUUAGAGAGUCUUUAUAGAUAUAUCUAGUGAUCUUCACUUAAUAAACAAGUGAUCUCUAGUUUUGCUGACAAUAUUUAGCUGGGACUUACUAAUAUAAAUACAAUUUAGCUGAUGCAGCCUACAUUACGUACUGUAUGCCUGU
Molecule: messenger RNA, 2562 nt
Organism: Acipenser ruthenus (sterlet)
Lineage: Eukaryota; Metazoa; Chordata; Actinopteri; Acipenseriformes; Acipenseridae
Gene: rhno1
Product: RAD9-HUS1-RAD1 interacting nuclear orphan 1
Exons: 3
Coding region: 150-1016 (288 amino acids)
Biological process (GO): cellular response to ionizing radiation; DNA damage checkpoint signaling; recombinational repair
Cellular component (GO): nucleus; chromosome
Source: RefSeq, a predicted model, not a curated record